UUAUGGACUCCAAGAAUUUUUAUGUUCCCCAAAUUCCUCUCCACUUCAAUUCAAUUAUAAUUUAUUUCUUCUAGAAAAAUAAAAACAAAAAUGAAACCCUCAACUGCCAUCAUCGAUACAUCUCUCGACCUUAAUUUGAAUCCUGCACCGUACACCGCCGACGAAUCUCCGCCCACUCAUCACAGCACUCCUUCUCCAGUCAAACAAGAUCAGGCUCCAGCCAUUCUUGCCGAAAAAUUGAAUUGGAUAAGUUCGGAGAAUCAGAAACUGAAUCAGAUGCUAGGCCUGGUGGUUGAGAAUUAUAGCCUUCUUCAAAAUCAGGUAAUCGAUUUGAUGAUGAACUCCAGAAAACGAAAAGCUAUAAGGUGCGAUAAUAGUUAUUGCAACUCCAAUCGGAGCGGAUCCGAUCAAUAUUGUGGUUGCUGUAGCGACGAUAAUGAUUCCUGUUACAACAAAAGGCCUACACAAAACACUAAAUCCAAAGUUAUGAGAGUUCUUGUUCCCACGCCUGUUUCCGAUUCCACCCUGGUUGUGAAGGAUGGAUAUCAAUGGAGGAAAUAUGGUCAAAAGGUGACUAAAGACAAUCCAUCUCCAAGAGCUUACUAUAAAUGUUCAUUUGCCCCUAGCUGUCCGGUAAAGAGAAAGGUACAAAGAAGUGUUGAAGAUCCAUCUUAUUUAGUAGCUACAUAUGAAGGAGAGCACAACCAUGAAAAACCCAACUCAGGAAUUGAGUAUCAAUUAAUUGGGCCAAUUAAUUUAAGUUCAAACCUUGAUUCUUGUGGUAUUUCAUCAUCACCUUCUUCCUCUAUCAAAUCUCCAUCAUUAAGGCCUUCUGUUGUAACUUACGAUUACUUAAACAAAUCCCAAUCAACCACUGACUCACUUCCACCACCUGAAACACCCUCAUCUUCACCUUCAUCUUCUUCAACCCAAAAGCUUCUAGUUCAACAAAUGGCUACCUUCUUGACCAGAGACCCAAAUUUCACAAGAGCCCUUGCCACUGCCAUUACUGGAAAUAUAGUAGAUAAAGAAAUCUGGUGAUGAUCAUAAUAUUAUAUUCUUCAUUUUGUACUCAACAUCCUCUCCGUGUAGUUUAUUUAGUGGAUGUAUAUUAUGGACGCAUUUUUUAUGAUGUACCAUCUAAUAAUAUUUUUCUUUUAUUUUGUGUUUAA
Messenger RNA from Benincasa hispida (wax gourd), 1172 nucleotides. Its product is annotated as putative WRKY transcription factor 40. The record is from RefSeq and is a predicted model, not a curated record. Lineage: Eukaryota; Viridiplantae; Streptophyta; Magnoliopsida; Cucurbitales; Cucurbitaceae. Gene Ontology annotation, molecular function: sequence-specific DNA binding; DNA-binding transcription factor activity. Gene Ontology annotation, biological process: regulation of DNA-templated transcription.